AUGUUUAUGGUAGAUUGGUUCUGGGGAGCCUUAAAUUUUCUUGGCCUAGCAUCGAAGAACGCUAAGAUCGUUUUUUUGGGACUCGACAACGCCGGAAAGACGACUCUCCUUCACAUGCUGAAGGAUGACCGAAUUUCUCAACACAAUCCAACACUUCAUCCAACUAGCGGGUUUGCCUUCAGUAAAUAUUAG
Messenger RNA from Sphaeroforma arctica JP610, 192 nucleotides. RefSeq lists its product as hypothetical. Bases 1 to 192 code for a protein of 63 amino acids. The transcript is spliced from 2 exons. The record is from RefSeq and is a predicted model, not a curated record. Gene Ontology annotation, molecular function: GTP binding; GTPase activity. Gene Ontology annotation, cellular component: endoplasmic reticulum exit site; COPII vesicle coat. Gene Ontology annotation, biological process: intracellular protein transport; membrane organization; vesicle organization. NCBI's taxonomy places the organism in Eukaryota, Ichthyosporea, Ichthyophonida.